CGUAAUCACGCAGGCACGCGGAAACAGAUGCAGCUGUAGGAGAAAGCUUCGCAGCGCUCGCUCGCUCUGACACUGCAGCGUCUCUACGUCAGGGCCGGACUCGGAGUCACCCUAUCUCCCAGUUUUCAGUUUUUAACACUACUCCAAGUGUUACUCUGUCAGCUCUGCCAGAAUGGUUGUACUUUCUAAGGAGUACGGCUACGUUGUCCUGACUGGUGUUGCCAGCAUGAUCAUGAUUGGACACCUGGCCAUCAAAGUGGGAAAAGCCCGGAAGAAGUACAACGUGCUGUACCCAAAAAUGUACAGUGAUGAUCCAGAACAUGGACACAUCUUCAACUGCAUCCAGCGUGCACACCAGAACACGCUGGAGGUUUACCCCCCCUUUCUCUUCUGCCUGGCAAUUGGUGGUUUGCAUUGCCCCCGCCUAGCGAGUGGACUCGGAGCCGUGUGGAUCGUUAGCAGAGAGGUGUACGCACAUGGAUACUCCAGUGGAGAUCCCAAGAAGAGGAUGAGGGGUGCGUUUGGCAACGUUGCCUUGUUGGGGCUGAUGCUGACCACUCUGAGCUACGGGGGCCACCUGCUGGGCUGGUCGGGACCGACGCGCCCGCGGCUGUUCGGGGCUGCAUCCUGCCACUAAUGAUUUAGAUUUGCUGAUGUCGGCAAUCAA
This is a messenger RNA of Poecilia latipinna (sailfin molly), 667 nucleotides long. It is a transcript of the gene mgst3a, whose product is annotated as microsomal glutathione S-transferase 3a. Gene Ontology annotation, cellular component: nuclear envelope; endoplasmic reticulum; membrane. The transcript has 6 exons. Gene Ontology annotation, molecular function: glutathione transferase activity; glutathione peroxidase activity. The coding region runs from base 173 to 637 and encodes 154 amino acids. The record is from RefSeq and is a predicted model, not a curated record. NCBI's taxonomy places the organism in Eukaryota, Metazoa, Chordata, Actinopteri, Cyprinodontiformes, Poeciliidae.